ACGCCAAUGGUUUCCACCAUUUGUUACGGUUGCAGUAAGCCUAGAUAACUACAGGUCUAUUUCUAUAUAGUUCAGUGUAUAAAUACCCAGUGACUGUGUUAAAAGGAUUAGUCUUUAGCCUCAACAAACCAAUAGGUUUGGCUACUAUACUUUAGAUUUAUGAGCGAUCCAAGGUUAAUUAACUCUUUCUCUCCGUAAUUAUUUACCAGAUUAUGGAGGUAUCAACCCUUGUAUCGUCAGUUAGGAGAGAAAGAGUUAGGUACAUCCAGGAAGUAGAUUCUAGAAUAAGGAAGCUUGUAAUAUUUUUAUGUUUUUUUUUCUUAUCGAGCAAACGCAAUAUAUGCACCUGGGAGAAGUCCACCGACAAUUACUUUAUUUAAAAAAUAGAGUUAUUAUCGUAUACGCUAUAUGAGAUCGAUUAAAUUAUAGCAGAGUAUGAAUACAACCAAGUUAUUAAUAUAUAUGUGAGACCAGAAGUAGUGCCUGCUUAGUUGAAUCGCUCCUUAGUCUCACAAUUCCUGGAUACAUUGGUGCAAGAUAGGAAGAACGCCUAGAUAUUCUCAAGAUGGAACCUGAUAAGGUUCAACUAUUAAUUGCUGAAAAAGCGCUGACAGUGACCUUCAUACUUCUAAUAUGUUUCAUCAAUUGGGCACUCAUCAUCACCCAAGUCAAGAAACCAAUGUUCUAUCAGAGCGUCAAGCUGAUGAUGAUUAUAUCCUUGGCUAUAGGAGACAUCAUCUUUGCACUCUUCCCGUUAGUAGUGCAUGCUAGACAAUAUUUUGAGGCAGAUAAAACCUUCAUGACCUGCACAUUAUUAACCAAUACCACAACCUACAUGUCCUACUUGAUUCAUUUCGUCUACGGACUUGGUCUUGUGAUACUGGCAGUAGAAGUCUUCCUCAGAAACAGGAUUCAAAGUAUCCAUGACAACCGCUAUAAAAUAAUUUCUGCAGUUGGUGCGAGUAGCGUCCCUUGGAUCUUAGGACUAAUUAUAAUACUUCCGCUUUGCAUGUCAAAUGUAGAUUAUGAGAAUCAGUGCAUAAACAGCCAGUCUUUGGAAUCCAUGUUUGGGGUAUCAGUGUUUCUACCAGUUUCACUCUCAAUAGUAAUCAGUAUUGAUCUUAACUGUUUAUAUGGUCCUACAUUGCAACAGAGACAGAUUACAGACACCGACCUGCAGCCCAUAAUUGUGUCUCAACAGACUGUUGCACAGCAAGAAAAUUUUCAUUAUAAUCCACUGAACUCAAAUCCAUAUCCACAGAAUGCAGUAUCCUAUCCAUAUCCAGCAAACCAACAGGUUAUGAACCAGUCCUCAACGGUGAACAUCAACUUAAACCAGGGAGUCAGCACAAUACAAGUGACUCCCAUGAAUCAACGCAUAGAGGGUCAAAGGUUAAUUCUAAUAUCUAUCAUCUUCGGUUUGAUGGUAGUUCCCUUUGCAUCAGUCGCUCUUAGAGCAGACGAUAUUGUCUGGCCGGACUCAAUGACAAAAACUGUAGUAACACAAUUUGUCUUUUGGCUUAUGGCGGCACGAUCAUGCUUAACGCCCCUGAUUAUGAUUGGCUAUUCUAAUUUGUAAUCUGUGCCUAUGUGUUUAAACAAGGUAUAUGUCAAAACAAAUAGAAGCACCUACAAAAGACCUGAAGUCCAACCUCUUCUUCAAUGUAUAAUAACAUUUUUGUUAUUUUUUUUUUUUGUUUUCUAAACGCUUGAGUUCGAGAAGCAUAUAACAAUUGGACUUGUUGUCUAUAAUAUAAAAUGAUAUAAUUUCACAAGGUUGAUUGCCUUAAUUAUUGUUUGAUCUAUUUACGUGUGCAUUGAUUGGAUAGAUUAAAAGAUAGCUGCCAACUUCGAUUUAUGAAUACAAUGAGUUAAAGCAUGGAGUAAAAGUUAUGGACUAGGGACAUGGAGCAGAAGUAGAUCUACGUCACAUCUCUCUGUGCUUCUCAAUGAGAACAGACUUUGUUAAGUUCGAUAGCCAAGGUAGAGUGCAAGUUGUUUCGGAGACCCUCUGUUUCCUGCCAAUACAUAUUAUCAACCAAUCUUAAUGUUUAAACACACACUUACAAAUUUAUUCAUAAACAUGAAGACUACAAUUUGUUUACCCCCCCCCCCUUUUUUUUUCCCCAUACGUGUCAUGGGCGUAGCAGGAUUUUUUUCGGGGAGGGUUUUGGGGGGGGAUUCCCCCCCCCCCGUCUCCCUCUUCUUCCGCGGUAAAAAAUUAUAUAUAUAUAUAUAUAUAUAUAUAUAUAUUUAUAUGUGUGUGUGUGUGUGUGUGUACAUAAUUAAUCUUUAUUACAUUCUGACCCUUUCGGAAGACGUUUAUUGUGACCUAAAAUUGGUUCUUCCUGGAAUUAGUGGAAAUCUUGUAAACUAGCAAGGGGGUCUGAGGGAGCUCGCUGUGCUCCCCCAGCGCGGGGGGAGCCCCGCCGCCUAGCACUAAUUCUGGUAUUGAAAGCCAACAAAAUGCAUAUUCUGAGGUAUCUACAGUGCAUUAUCUUGCUAUUAAAAACCUAAUGUGCUAUUCUUACUGACUUAGACCCUCUCGCGCCGUUCGGGGCAUUUUCCGGCAAGCUGUUUUCGCAACUCUUAUUAUGCGUAAUUCAUUUUGUCGGAGAAAUUGUCACAACGUUACUAAGGGUUCGACUCCCAGUUCAGCAUAUGAUUUAUUUGAUUUAGACCCUGUCUCUAUAACUGACUCCUAAAAUCUGUAGAUGCCAUCUUUGUUGAGCCACAUUUAGUGUUUUUCAAUUUUGGCAGAUGACUAUUCACACUUUAUUAAUGGAGCCCCGCCACUGGUAGAAAUUUGUAACCUCUCUGGACUACGCUCUUGGAAUUACAUGCCUGUAUUUCGCUUUAGAUUUUAUAUUGAAAAGGAAAGUUUUAUUGUCAAAAUCAUCUGUUGAGGGGUUUUAAAAUAAAAAAAUCUCUGGAGUUUUUUUUUUUUUUAAAUUCAAAAAUCAAUUUAGCUAUGGUCAUAGAAUUUGGUGACUGUAGUUUGCUUUAAAAUAAUAUUGAAGAGAGAGGUUUUCAAUUAAAAACGCUCUGUAGAGGAAUUUUAAACUCAAAACCAUCUGAAAGGGUUUUUAAUUUUUUAAAAAGCCAUCUGGAGGAGGGGUAUUUAAACUCAAAACACCUCAUUAGUUUAGCUAGGCUCAAAGAAUUUUAGUGUGCAACUCGCUUAUUAUUUUGAAGAGGUAUUUUUUAGCAUCAAAACACUCUGAAGGGGGAUUUAAACUCAAACCCCCCUUUGGUUACGCUCAUAGCAUUUUGAGUACGUAAUUUGCUUUUUUUUUUGUUUUUUAGUAUUAAAGAGUUAUUUUUCAGCUUCAAACCCCGCUGGCAGGGGGUUUUAAACUCAUAUUCCCUUUGGCUACGCUCAUAGAUUUUAUAGUGUGUAAUUUUCUUUGUUUUUAUAUUGAAGAGGUACAUUUUAGCUUCAAACCCCAGCUGGAGGGGGUGGGGGUUAAACUCAAAACCCCUUUGGCUACGCUCAUAGAUUUUUGAGAGUGUAAUUUUAUUUUUUUAAAUUGAGAUGGGGUUUAUCGUAAUUUUUGGAGGCGGUUUUAAAGUCAAAAUCUUCCUUAGCUGUUUUCUUGGAAUUUGGGGAUUGUCGUUUGCAUUUUUUUUAGUUUUGUUGAUAGAAGAGGAGGAUUUAACUGCAAAACCCCUGGUAGGGGGUUUUAAACUCAAAACACCUGUAGGGGGUUUUAAACUCAAAACCCCAUGGUAGAGGGAUUUUUAUCUCAAAAUCCCCUGAUAGUUUUUUUUACUCAAAACCCUCUGGUAGGGGGUUUUAAACUCAAAACCUCCUGGUAGAGGGUUUUUAACUCAAAACCCCCUGGUAGAGGGUUUUUAACUCAAAACCCAUUCGGCUGUGCUGUGGUAAGUGAUGAGCUAGUAUUACAAUCUCACCUAAAAUAAACAAAAUGAAAGCAAAAAAUCAGUCACUGAAUUCCGUCCCCACCCCUGCUAUUAACGCACGCACACACACACACACACACAGAGAAAGAGAGAGAGAGAGCGAGCGAAAGAGAAGGAGAGAAAAAGAGAGAGAGAGAUUAUUCUCACAAACCAUCAGAAGGAAAUAUCUGUUCCUGUUUUUCUGUCAAGGGACGCUACUACACAUUGGACAGUUUGUUUUCGUGUGUCGUACUUACCUUUAGAAUUGAAUUAAAUUAGACCAUAGUCCGAACAUUCCGCUGGAUGUUGGGGGGGGGGAGGUAGAGAGAAGGUUAUAAAUUUGCAACCAUUGUCAUGACAAUCUAGAAAGCAUACCACACGACCUUUGAAUCAUUCUAUAAAUAUUUAAUGGUUUAUUAAGAACUAGCCUACCCGCGGCAUAGCAUAAGCCGCCAUUUAGUGACUGGGGAACACUUCCUUAGAGACACUGUUCUCCAAAUGGGGUGGGUUUGAGGAAACGACUGUGU
Messenger RNA from Biomphalaria glabrata, 4430 nucleotides. RefSeq lists its product as uncharacterized. The transcript has 2 exons. The record is from RefSeq and is a predicted model, not a curated record. Bases 566 to 1579 code for a protein of 337 amino acids. Gene Ontology annotation, cellular component: membrane. NCBI's taxonomy places the organism in Eukaryota, Metazoa, Mollusca, Gastropoda, Planorbidae.